Nanorana parkeri is the source of this 2541-nucleotide messenger RNA. It is a transcript of the gene NAXD, whose product is annotated as NAD(P)HX dehydratase. The coding region runs from base 251 to 2146 and encodes 631 amino acids. Lineage: Eukaryota; Metazoa; Chordata; Amphibia; Anura; Dicroglossidae. The record is from RefSeq and is a predicted model, not a curated record. The transcript has 11 exons. Gene Ontology annotation, molecular function: ATP-dependent NAD(P)H-hydrate dehydratase activity. Gene Ontology annotation, biological process: metabolite repair.
UAAUUUUUCAUUGUUUUGACGUCCGAAACUUUAUUGACAAAAGACAGGCUGACAGCAUGGAAGAGGAGCCGUGUGACGCUGGUGCUGCGCUCGGCUCCCCACGGGUUUGUGCCAGUGCAGCCAUGCAUGAGUCCAGGAAAUGAUGGUCGGCUUUCUGCUAUGUGUGAGCCGGGCACGUCGUCAGGCCGCGGGGCUCUCCGGGGAGUCAGGCAUUGAGUGAGAGCGGAGGCCGAACUUCUUUGGGGCCACAAUGUCGGUGUGUAUGCGGCGGCUGAUCUCCAACACUCGGGGCUUCCUGUGGUCGGACAUGGAGACCCGAGCCCUGCUGGACAUUUGGGGAGAAGCGGACGUGCAGUCGGCCCUGGACGGCAAUUUUCGCAACAGCCAUGUGUACCGGGACGUGGCCGGCCGGCUGAACGAGCUGGGCUUCGAGCGAACCCCCGAGCAAUGCCGCAUCCGCAUCAAGGGCCUCAAGCGCCAGUAUUACCAGGCCCGGGAGGGCUUCAGGAAGAACGGGCACGCUCGCAAAAUCUGCCGCUACUACGAUGAGAUGGACCGUAUACUGAGCACACGGCCGGCACCGGCCAGCAGCGGGAUGGAACAUCCUUGUGGAGCCGUGCUUCUCCACCCCGAGCCCCCCUGUACAGAGGAACUGCCUGGAGACCACCGGGAGGAGGAUGACGAGGAGAUUGAGGACGAGGAUGAGCCAGCUGGGGAGGGGGGACCCGAGUCAUCCCAAGACAACUUCACCGAGGACUCCGGGGAGGGCUCUGAGCACCCCAUAAAAGUGGAGGAUGGAGGCAGCUUCGCCAUCCCACUGCACCCUGGGGAAGGGUAUAAGACUAUUCAUACCAGUACUAAUCCACCUCAGGUACCUCAACUUAAAAAGUCUAAAAAGCAUCACUCAAGCCUGACUUUGGACAAAAUGAUGGAGCGCUUCCUUCAACAGAGCAUGGAUGCUGAAGAUAAGUUCUACAAAUAUGAGGAACAGAGACUGCAAAUUGAGGAGAAAAGAAGAGAAGCUGAGCACAGCCGUGAGAUCCAAAUGUUGCAAAUGUUGGGACAAAUGCUUAAUAGCAUCUCCUCUACCACGUCUCAAACCACUACGUCUGGCCGUGUCAUCAGCCCCCACAGAGGAGAUAUCAGAACGUAUGGGGAUACAAUGCACUUUAAUACUACUACAUCUUAUUCUUCUCCUAUAGUUCUGGAGAGAGCCUUCUCCUUGCGCCCCACACGCCCGUCAAAGGACAUGGACAAUAUCUUCCAGCUGGUGAAGAAUGUCAUCCCUCCACUUACAUCCAAGAAGCACAAGGGCCAGGAUGGGAAAAUUGGCAUUGUUGGAGGCUGUCAAGAAUAUACUGGAGCUCCAUACUUUGCAGCAAUUUCAGCUCUCAAAGUGGGUGCAGACUUGUCACAAGUGUUUUGUACCAAAGAUGCAGCAACUGUCAUUAAGGCAUACAGUCCAGAGCUGAUUGUACAUCCAGUUCUGGAUCACCCAAAUGCUUUACAGGAAUUUGAAAAAUGGCUUCCAAGAUUACAUACGCUUGUAAUAGGACCAGGGCUUGGAAGACAAGACUCCAUCCUGGAAACAGCAAAGGGUAUAAUUGAAAAGGCAAAGUUGAAAGGUAUUCCUCUAGUGAUAGAUGCAGAUGGACUAUGGCUUAUUGCCCAGCAGCCAUCUAUUAUACAAGGUUAUCAGAGAGCUGUGCUCACUCCAAAUUUCAUGGAGUUCACCCGGUUGUAUGAAGCAAUGCUCACUGAACCUGUCGAUGCCAGUGACCAACAUGGAAGUGUACUGAGGCUUAGUCAGGCAAUGGGAAAUAUAACUAUAGUGCAGAAGGGAGAGAGGGAUCUGAUUUCAGAUGGAGAUAAAGUGAUCGUAUGCACUCAUGAAGGAAGUAACCGCCGAUGUGGAGGACAGGGAGAUCUUCUGGCUGGUUCCCUUGGUGUCUUAGUACAUUGGGCAAGCCUUGCUGGACCAGAAAAGAUAAAUGGCUACAAUCCUCUCAUGGUGGCAGCAUUUGGAGCCUGUUCUCUGACAAGACAAUGCAACCACCAAGCGUUCCAGAAAUAUGGGCGUUCCAUGACUACAGGCGACAUGAUCUCAGAAGUUGGAACCGCGUUUAACAAACUUUUUGAGACCUGAUACUACUGAUGCGGUGUAUUUUAAACAAAGACUAUAUUCUUCAAAAGACCUAAAUCAAUUCUCCUUGGGUUGUAGCAGCUUUUGAGAGACGUGAGAAGCAAGUAAUCCCCCUUUCUGGCUUUAGUAAAACAUAGUAAAGGCUAUAUAGGUGUGUUUUAUAAAAGAAAUAAUGGCGGGCCUAAGAAGUGAAUGAUUAUUGCAAACACAAUCACAAUAAACAUAUGACUGGCUAUACUUCCUGCCAUGGGUGAACGGCUUACUAAUUCAGGGAGUUCACCCCAGUGCUUCUCAGAAUAAUGUAGCUGAUUUAUCUAAAGCCAGAUCCAGAGUUGCCCCACAACAACCUAUUCAUUCUAAUUUCAUUUUCCCAUAAAUAGAUAGAUGAAAGCUGAUUG